Meleagris gallopavo (turkey) is the source of this 3562-nucleotide messenger RNA. RefSeq names its product GRIP and coiled-coil domain containing 1 (gene GCC1). Gene Ontology annotation, cellular component: Golgi apparatus. The record is from RefSeq and is a predicted model, not a curated record. NCBI's taxonomy places the organism in Eukaryota, Metazoa, Chordata, Aves, Galliformes, Phasianidae.
GUUCGGCCCGAAGGCUGCGGCCUGCCGUGCCCCUGGUCCGAAGGGAAGGCCCGAAACCGCCGCCUGCCAGCUCCCCCGGCCCGGCCCUCCCUGAUAGCGCAGCCCCUGAGCUCCCCCCACCCUGCUCUGCGGGCACCCCAGGGCCUGGCUCCCUUCAUAGAGCCAUGGAGAAGUUUGGCAUGAACUUCGGAGGUGGCCCAAGUAAGAAAGAACUUCUGGAAACCAUUGAAUCGCAGAAGAAGCAGCUUCUGAAUUACCAGGCUCGGCUGAAGGACGUGGUGAUAGCCUACAAGAGCCUCAUCAAUGAGAAGGAAGCCUUGGAAGCCAGCUUGAAGGUGUUGUCGGCAUCUCACGAGGCUGAUGUUGGCCUGAGUGGUGCUCAGCCUGCAUGCGUGGCUGCCUCCUGCUCUUCUCCUGCUGAUCCCACUGAUGAUAAGAGCUCGGUUCACAGCGAGGACAGCAUGGGGACGGCGACCAGCGCAGACACGACGGCCAGCUUGGCCAGUGCAAAGGGCGAGCAGGGCGCUGAGGAGGAUAAACCUGCAGCAGCUGCAGCCUCUCUUAAAGCAGAAGAGACAAACGGUUCGGAGAGCGGUGUCAGCACGAGCAGCGGGGACGUGUCCUGUGCUGCCAGCGAGGCUGAUAAGAGGGUGCUUCAGCUGAAGACUCAGCUGGCCACCUUGACCAGCGCUCUGUCAACGGUCACACAGGAGAAGUCCCGCAUGGAAGCCUCGUACCAAGCCGAUAAGAAGAAGAUGAAGCAGGACCUGGAUGACGCUGUUAAAAAAGCAGAGGAUGAGAUCGAAAGGUUGGAGACGGAGCUGAGGUCUGUCCAGGAGCAGCUCGCUGAGACCAAAGCCCGUCUGAUCACGCAGCAGCACGACCGAGCCCAGGAGCAGAGCGACCACGCUGUUAUGCUGAGAGAGCUGCAGAAGCUGCUGCAGAGUGAAAGGGCGUUGAGACAGGACGCAGAGCUGAAGCUGGAGGAGACCAGGGAGGUGCUGGCCGGACGGGUGUGCAUGGCUGACCGUGCGGAGGGCUACGAGCUGCAGAUCAAGCAGCUGAGCCAAGAGGUGGAGGACCUGAAGAGAGAGCUGCAGGUUGUUCAGGAGGAGAGAAAGAAGCCAGACCCCCGGGUACAGGACCUGCAGGAGGAGAUGGCCAAUCUUAAGAACCACUUCCAAGCGCAGCUGCUGCAGGAGAUGAGGAAGACAGCACAGGCAGAGGAGCAGCUCCGGCAGCACGCCCAGAUGGAGGAGCAGCGCGUGGCCGACCUGGAGGGACAGGUCUCUGAGGUGUCAGGGCUGCUGGGCACCUACGAGAAGGCCAAGCAGAAGGACCAAAUGGUCAUCCAGAAGCUGAAGGACCGCAUCGUGCAGCUGGACCAGGAGAACAAAACCUUGGCCAUCGCGGCCUCCAGCCGAUCCCCUGCUGAUGUAAACGUGGAAGAAGCCAAUCUGGAUGUGAACGUUCUCAAGGAUAAGAUGGAGAAGCUGAAGAAGCUGCUGCAGGCGGCAGCAAAGAAGAGUCAGCCCACGCUGGACAUUGAGAAGCUGUGUGAGCUGGAGCUGCCGAAGGGCACCGAGGCCGGGGAUGGCGAGAAGGCCACAGCUUUGUACUAUCAGCAGGAGCUGAAGCAGCUGAAGGAAGAGUUUGAAAGGUACAAGAUGAGGGCGCAAGUGGUUCUCAAGAACAAGUCAGCCAAAGAUGGCAAUCUGGCCAAAGAACUGGAGGAAGCUCAGGAGCAGCUAGCUGACCUGAAGGAGAAAUACGUGGUGCUUCAGCUGUCCUCCGAAGAGGUGGAGAAGCAGCACCAGCUGGACAUGGAAGCCAAGAAGCAAGAGUUCUCCCAGCUGCAGCAGCAGCACAGGCAGGAGCUGGAGCGCUGCCAGCUGGAAUACAGGGAACGGGCACUGAAGCUGGAGGAGGAGAUGCACAAGCAGAGGGACCGGGCGCUGGCGGUGCUGGCCGAGAAGGACCAAGAACUGGAGCAGCUGAGAUCCGUCAUGUUGCCUUACGCCGGGCUCCAGGGCUCCAAGAACUACAUGGCACCAGGGACUGACACUGCGAGCGGUGACCCCCCGGCCAACGGCUCCACAGAGAUCCUCCCCCAGGCUCUCCACCUCUCCACCAAUGCAGAGCCCACCUUCAUCCUGUAUGCGGAGCAGCUGGCCCGCAAGGAGGUGGAGAUCGUUGCGUUGAGGAAGCAGAAGCACAAGCUGGAAAUGCAGGUUCACCAGCUCCAGGAGAAAGUCUUGGUGGAGGAAGAGAAGCACCGGGAAGAGGUGUCAGCACUUCAGAACGAAAUCCAGAAGAACUUCAGAGAUAAGAGCAGAGAAGGAGCCAACCUGGAGUACCUGAAAAACAUCGUCUACAGGUUUUUGACGCUGCCGGAUUCCCUCGGCCGCCAGCAGACUCUCACUGCCAUAUUGACUAUUCUGCACUUCAGCCCGGAGGAGAAGCAGGCUGUCAGAAAGCAGUCAGCACACAGCAGCUGGUGGCUGUCGGGGAAGAGAUGAGGUGGUUGCGGUUAUCCCUCACUGCCUGUGUCUGGGAACACCUUUCUGCUGAGCUCUCCUGCCGUGUGGGGCAGCUCCUCUCCAGCAGCAGCAGAGCUCUCAGCACAGAGCCGUGCUUGAGUUGGUGCUGUCAGCACAGAUUUAAAGCAGAAUUGUGCCAACCCCUCUGGUAGGAUCGCAUCAUUCUCCUGCUCUGAGCUGGAACUUGAUUAUUUUUAAAGAAUAAUCAAGUUGGGACUCUCUUGGACAGACCAGGAACUCCCUCCCUGCUUCCCUGUGUUUCCCAGGGAGGAUGCUCUGAGCCCUGUAGCUGCAGCAGAGCAAGCAGUGCUUCCCCUCUGGUUCUGUUAAGGCAGAGACCUCGGCUGCUGGACCCUGCAAAGAUGGGGGAAGGCUGAAAUCGGCACCGACUGCUCAGCUGACGUUUGUGAGCCAAGUUUGGGAGGUUUGCUGACCCGUAGGAUGUCCUGCAGCGCCCUGGGAGCAAGGCAUGGACCAGUGGGGCUGGAAGAAGCAGAGGUGAGGGGCAGAAGGUGGCAGCUCAGGGAACAGCGUGCAGCCUGGUCUCACCGCUGAAUCUGUGGGAUGCAAUAAGCACUGCUGAUAGACCUUGAGGUUAUUGCAUCGAUUCAUUGCGAGCCUGGAGCAGGUGGCUCCGUGCUGCUCAGCCCUGACUUGGGGAAGACAUCUGCACAUGUAUUUUACGCCAGGUUGUGAGGGCAAAGCCAAGUCUGUGUGUUGGGUGUGGACAGGCACUGUGGGAAGAGUGUGGGAACAGCAGAAGGAGCAGCUCAGGCAGUGCUUCCUCACCCAACAGGGAAAGGGGCAGCCCUGCAGCACAGGAGCUGCCAGAGGAGGGUCCUCAUGCUGCUGUCAGCUCUCUGGAGCUCUCACAGCACAGUUCCUCCCUCUGCUCUCUCACAUCCCCCCUACUGACUCCCCUCCAUCUCUCAGCCCUUCCUGCACAUUUCUCCCUCUUUUCUCUCUUUAUUCAGCCAUCACCCUCCAAAAUAAACUUGAAUAUGUAUUUCUUUGAUGCUUAA